This is a messenger RNA of Hydatigera taeniaeformis, 783 nucleotides long. The record is from the annotation of a GenBank genome assembly. NCBI's taxonomy places the organism in Eukaryota, Metazoa, Platyhelminthes, Cestoda, Cyclophyllidea, Taeniidae.
CGUAUUAUGCCACUUAUUUCGGAGCCUAAGCAAACAAGUUAUAAUGAUACGGAUCCUGAUCCUUGCGUUUUGGAGCGCCUCUUUGAAGAGGCGCAUUCCGAAUUCGAUCGUAGAUUAGCAGCAAAGCGUGUUAUCUUUGAUCGGUACCUUGAAACUCGCGUUAACUGGCUCCGCAUACAGCUCAUGCGUGAGGCUGAGGCUACUGAUUCUCUAGGCAUGAAUCACCUUGACUUUCUGCGAAUCUACAAGCCAGAUUUGGUGCCUGAGGCAAGUAUUGAGUACCGAUUAACGAAGGAUGAAGGAAAAAGUCAGAGGGCGCGGCAGCCGCCGCGAAUUCCUCCAUCAAGCGCUAUGCGAGUAAUUAACACUGUUCGGCGUGUAGCAGCGCGCUCCAGACUUAAUCAGGCUACUUCAACUCCAUGCCUCUCAUCAACGAAAGUACCACCAACCGCGGCGAAAUCUACUAUCGCGGCGCGGACUCGAAGCAACCGAAUGUUGAACUCGACUAAGGCAGUAGCAGCAAAAUCCAAAGGAUGUACCACGGAGCUAAGGCAUGGUCGUACACGUCGUGCAGCUGCAACUGAUACUUCCACCAGACUCAAGAAUUCUUCGGCUGCCACCAACCAGUCAUCCAUUCUCCGAAAACCGCCUAAAACUAGUGUUUUUGAUCGGGAGUCCGUUUUGUAUGCGUUGUCCGGAUCCCCAGUUGCCAACCCGUUUGCACAUCUCAGCAAAGAUGUCGUAAGGAAGAUCAAGAAGAUCAUCAGUGAGGAAAGAUUUUGA